AUGCAGCUCCAGUUACAAGACAAAGAUCGUCAGCCAAGGACUGUGAUGGAGGUUAACGAGUCCAUGACCCUCGACAUCAAAACGUUCAAAGACGAUCUGACUUGCCUUAAACAGGAGAUUCAUCAGUUUAUGAAGGAGCCUGUUCAGUUAGAGACAGAGACCGAGGCCAAGGUGGAGACCGGGGUGGAGGCCGAGGUGGAGGCCGAGGUGGAGGCCGAGGAAGAGACCAAGGUGGAGGCCGAGGUGGACGUGGAGGUGGAGGAGAAAUAG
Molecule: messenger RNA, 270 nt
Organism: Knipowitschia caucasica
Lineage: Eukaryota; Metazoa; Chordata; Actinopteri; Gobiiformes; Gobiidae
Source: the annotation of a GenBank genome assembly